Molecule: messenger RNA, 603 nt
Organism: Bolinopsis microptera
Lineage: Eukaryota; Metazoa; Ctenophora; Tentaculata; Lobata; Bolinopsidae
Product: cystatin-B-like
Exons: 4
Coding region: 46-399 (117 amino acids)
Cellular component (GO): cytosol
Molecular function (GO): cysteine-type endopeptidase inhibitor activity
Source: RefSeq, a predicted model, not a curated record
UUUCACCAGUUUAUCUAGUUUGUUUUGUCACUGUCCUCUCCUAUUAUGAAGUCACUUUCUUUCUGCUUAAUACUGUGCGGACUCCUUACUGUGGCUUACAUGAAGUGCGGUGGAACUAGUGACGCUAAACCUGCAAAUGACGAGAUUCGGGCUAUCGUCACUCAGGUAAAGGGUGCGGUUGAAGAUCAUGCUAAGAAAUCCUACUCGGUGUUUGAGCCACAUUCCUACACAACUCAAGUGGUUGCUGGAACUAACUACUUUGUCAAGGUUAAAGUUGCUGAUGAUGGGGAGCACGUGCACCUAAGAGUACACAAGAGUUUACCUCAUGCCGGUGGAGAACUUUCUCUACACUCUAUUCAGCAUUCCAAGACGGAGGCGUGCCCAAUCGAGCAUUUCUAGACUCUUCUACAUAGAUGUCUACAACUUAUUAGAACUAUUGUUAUGUUACAUUGAAACAUGUGAUUGUUUUGAAAUAUUUUUCUCAGACAGUAUAUUCUUUUCAUUGAGUGUUGGUAGAAUUUAGAGUGUACUAAAUGUUUCAAAUGUUUUCCUUCAUAGAUUGCUUACUUCUUGCAUAAUUUGCUUGCAUUGUUUUCAUAAAAA